GAUCCAAGUUCCUUUUUUUUUUCUCAAGUCUCAAUUCUCUGAACUCUGAAACAAAAAAUGGCGAACUUUUGGGUUCUUCUUCUCGUUGUCCUCUGCAGCUUCCACAGUUGCCUGAGCGCCUCCACCCCCACGAACUUCAUAAAGUCGUCGUGCAGCGCCACCCAGUACCCCGCCCUCUGCGUGGAGUCGCUGUCGGUGUACGCCGCCGCCAUCCAGCAGGACCCUCACCAGCUGGUGCAGACGGCGCUCUCCCUGGCCCUCAACCGGACCGAGUCGACGAAAAGCUUCGUGGCGAAGUGCAACAAGUUCAGGGGUCUGAAGCCGCGGGAGUACGCCGCCCUCAAAGACUGCGCCGAGGAGAUCAGCGACAGCGUGGACCGGCUGUCGCGGUCGCUGAAGGAGCUGAAGCUCUGCAAGGUGAGCGGCGAGGACUUCGCCUGGCACAUCAGCAACGUGGAGACGUGGGUCAGCUCUGCGCUCACCGACGAGAGCACGUGCGGCGACGGCUUCGCCGGAAAGGCGCUCGGCGGAAAGAUCAAAGACGCCAUCAGGGGCAGAAUGGUGAAUGUCGCUCAGGUCACCAGCAAUGCCCUCUCUCUCAUCAACCAGUAUGCUGCCAAACACUAGAACAACUUUUUUUUUUUGUCUUUUUUUUAUCCUCUUUUUGUUCUGAAAAAAAAAAAAACAUGAAAAACCGUUCUGUGUGGUGUGCUUGGUCGGUUGUUUUUUUUUUUUUUUGUGUUUCAUCGAUGUGUAUGUAAAAUCAAGUAUGUAAAAUCAAGUGAGCCAGAUAUAUGAAUUUUGUUAUAACGGUGAUGCUUCAUCUUCUCAAAA
Messenger RNA from Vigna unguiculata (cowpea), 834 nucleotides. RefSeq names its product 21 kDa protein-like. Gene Ontology annotation, biological process: negative regulation of catalytic activity. NCBI's taxonomy places the organism in Eukaryota, Viridiplantae, Streptophyta, Magnoliopsida, Fabales, Fabaceae. Gene Ontology annotation, molecular function: enzyme inhibitor activity. The record is from RefSeq and is a predicted model, not a curated record.